This is a messenger RNA of Acipenser ruthenus (sterlet), 1028 nucleotides long. Its product is annotated as galectin-2-like. Lineage: Eukaryota; Metazoa; Chordata; Actinopteri; Acipenseriformes; Acipenseridae. Gene Ontology annotation, molecular function: carbohydrate binding. Bases 107 to 526 code for a protein of 139 amino acids. The transcript is spliced from 5 exons. The record is from RefSeq and is a predicted model, not a curated record.
UGAAUCAGCAACAGUCCAGUAUUUAAACUCUGCCUAACUAAAGGAGCACAUAGCUCGAAGCCAACCGAAGCUGUUUAAAGACAUCAGAAACAAUCAAUAUCUCAGGAUGGCGAAUGACAUGUAUGUCUCUAGACUGAAUUUGAAAAUCGCUGAGAUUAAGCUGGGACAAGUGAUAACAAUUGAUGGCAUUCCUAUGAAUGAAACAGAACGCAUCACCUUUAAUCUUGGAAAAUCUGAAGAAGAGCAUGCUCUUCAUUUUGACAUUCGCUUCACCUAUCUCGAGAUGAAAACUGUCGUAAUGAACUCACUGGUAGAUGGCCAGUUUGGUGAAGAGGUGAAAACCAAGGACUUCCCCUUCGAAUAUGGCAAGCUGACCAAGAUUGCUGUCCAUUACUAUCAAGACAGAUUUCAGAUUAAAGUUCCUGAUGGAAAAGUUUAUGACUUUCCAAACCGCUGUCCCGACUGGAAACUAUCAUUCCUGGAGGUGAUAGGAGGGUUCAAGAUCAUUUCUUUUAGCAUCCAAUAAGUUGUAAUCUGCAGAAAUGUGAUCAUCUAAACUCGAUAUGCAAAACACCUCAACUUUAGAUCCUAUAAUCAGAAUUAGCAUUAUAUUGACAUGUGAUUCCUGGGUGAAUGUUUAGUAAAUUAAUUGCAUUGUUUAGCCUUCUGUGCUUCAUUAGACACUAUACUGGCUCAUUAGGACAUGGAAAAACCUUGAUAUGUUUAACUUAUGUUAAGAUCACAAGAUAUAAUCUCAGUCUCACAAGAUCAAUUAUCUGAAGACAUUUCAAACUCUUAUGUUGAGAUCAGAAAUAUGGAAGCAUUUAAAAAAACUGUUUAAUAUGAUAUUGAGACUACAGUCAGACGUGUUAUUGUCAACCCACUGUAUGAGUAGCUUUUAACCCAUUGUUUUGCAAUUCUUUUAUUUUUUUUAAUCUAAACAAAUAUACAAAUUAUUAUUUCUGUGCUUAUCUAGUCACACAUUAUCAAAAUUAAUGGCUUUGUUUAAUAAACUUAUAUAUCGGAAA